AUGGGUACGUCUCUCACCAAUGGAAGGUACUUUAGAAGAUGAUACAUGACACGUGAAGGCAAUGGACGAAGACAUAAAAGCUUAAUAUGCGUCAUAUUUGGAGACACAGAUGUAAAUGGUAAUGUUAUUGCAGAAAAUACUACUCCAUUUGGAAUUGUAUGCCAUGAUAAAUCCCUGGAGGAUUGAUGGGUGGGAUGUGCAUAGCAUGCAAUUCUACUCUUCCCACUGGUGGCAUCAUCUUGUCUUUAUAUCCACGGUCAGGCAGCAGAUUGUUUAAAUGAGGGUCGAGAAAAAAUGUAUUUACCCCAAAAUCACGGCAUUCCAUAUCUUUAUUGUUUUCAUUCUGAAAACCAUUUACACUUCUAUCAAUCAAAGGUCUUUUACUCAAAUCUCAAAAAACUAAACUUCCUUAGAGAUAAACUUGCUUCAUCUUGACUUAGGAAAAAGAAAGGUAAAAUGAUUGCCUUGUUCAUCCCAUUCAGACUGUGGUGUGGCAGAACAACUCUUGCUGUACCAGAGGAGGCUCUUUUCAAAUGAUGAGGUGAUAAUCCAAAGAUUAAUGUAGACCUCUUCAUACACAUGGUAAUGUAAACUAAUAUUUUAGUCACCUUAUAGUGUUUUUAAUUGACUGGUAAUGCUCAGUGUAAUAUUAGUUAUUUUAUUAUAGGUCUCACUAUUCACUAUCUUGUUAUGAUUAUUUUGGAUUUUUGCUAUUGCAGCCGGAAGAGAUUCUAACACUGAUUCAUGCCUCUUUUUGCAGGAAUCAUCUCAGCAGGACCACUGGGUAGAGAAUUUGUCACCGUCUUCAUGCAAAACUAUCAGCGAGGAUCAAGUAAUUCCAACCUUCAGGUGUUUGUCAGUGCCUUUAACCCAUACACAACUGUCACUGUGUCAAUAAAUGAUGGCACCUUUAAGAGGGUAUUUACUGUAGGGGAACGACUUACUAUGAGUACACAGGUCCCAUCCACUGUAGAACUACAAGGCAUCAAGAAGUCCAGUAGAGUACUCAUUAUAACGUCUGAUAAGGAUAUCUCAGUGUUAUCUAAAAAUUACAAACCAGAAAGUGCUGAUAUUAGCAUUUUGCUGCCAGUGCAAGACUUGGGUAAGGAAUACUAUAUCUUGACGCCUUCCUACGAAGGCUCUAAGCUGUUUACAGUGAUAAGUGGUCCAGAACCAGCAAGUGUUGACAUUUACUUCACGAGUGCCAUGACAAUUGAUGAUGUGGUUAUUGAACCUGGGGAGAAAUUCUCUUUUAUUCUGCAACCAUACAAUGCUUACCAGUUCACUAGUGAGAACAACCUCUCUGGAACCAGAGUUGUAUCUCAGCAACCAGUGGCAGUUCUGAGUGGCCUGACGUGCAACGUGAAGAAUAUUAAGUGCAACCAUGUUUAUGAACAGCUCUAUCCAGUUCCUAUGUGGGGUUUUAAUUAUAUUGUGCCUCCUAUUGACUCCCAGACUACUCCUGAUGUUGUUUAUGUCCUGGCUUUUCAAGCCACAACAAUCACAUAUCAAAGUGGUUCAGUGAUAUCAACCAAGACUCUAAUUGAAGGAGAAGUGUCAGAACUGAGCUUAGAGGUCCAGACAGCCCUCUCCAUCUCAGCCACCAGUGGGAUCCAAGUUCUACAUUAUUGUACAGGUGGACAGGACAAGUCUGGAAUUCCAUAUAGCCCUUUUCUGAUUACUGUUCCCCCAAUCAGGAGUUUCUGUUCAUCAUUCUAUGUGUUUGGUGAAGAAGAGUUUGACAACUAUGGUUCAAUAGUUGCAAUAACAUCACACUAUCCUAAAAUUACUUUCAACAAAAAAUUAUUUAAAGGACUAGUUUGGAAAAGUAUCCCCGGUACAGAUUAUUCCUGGACUUCUCAAAAGUUAGCGAUAGGCUUAAGUUUUCAAGUCGUAGAGAAUCCUUUAUCAUCUUUCUUGAUGUUGUCAUAUGGGAUUGCCAAGAAGAAUAGUUAUGGAUCUGAAGCCACCUGUAUCAGCAGAACCACAGGUAUGCCAUUUAUUUAGUUUGUGGUCAUGAAGAAAUGCUCUGUAGAUGUAUAGUGCACACGUUUUUGUCUGCACAGGUUCAUGUUCACAUAUACAUAGUGCUAUGUAUCCUGUAUAUAUAUAUAGGAUAUAAAUUAGACUUUGAACUGUUCAUUUUACAGAUGUUUGUGUAAAAAUAAAUAAUACAUAUUUGCUCUAAGAAUAGCGUUCCUGAAGUCCUAAUAAUAUCAACACAAACCAAGUUAUAGAUAGAUAUAGAUAGAUGGAUGUAUGGAUUGAUAGACAGUCAGACAGACUGAUUGUUGAGGUGACUGAAAAGCUUGAAUUGUUAUAUAUCCAUAAUAAUAAGAAAAAAGUAGAUCCCGUCUAUAGAUUGGGAUUAUAUCGUCCAUGCACAAUGGUAGCUCUGCAAAAUGUGAAUGAAUCCUCUAUAAACAAAUAUCUUACUAAUGUUUUAUAAAUUUCAUCCGUAUUGCACUAUUACUGGUUCUACUUUUUUUUUUUAGCUUAUCCAAUUGGAAUAUUGAAAAAGGUAUAUAGUUGGAGUUAUUGCACUGUUGAUGUUAUUUUUCUUGGUGCAGUGUUUCCCUGUAUCUUUUUAGUUGUAUUAUACCAAUAAUAAACUUAAAGGAGAGCACACAGGAGACUAAAUUAGACUGUUUUCAUGGCUGCUUAUAUUUUUCCUUGCAUCUCACAUACUUGCAAUAAGCCAACGAAUCAAAGUUUCGGUGCUCUCUUCAUUAAUCUUGAUAAAAGUCACUGUGAGGACUGAAAUGGUGUUUCCUUCUCUUAUGGCAAGUAUGUGAGCUGCGUAAAAACAGACACAAAACUAGUCUAAUUGGCUCUCCUGAGGGAUCUUCUCCAAGUUUAUUGUACAGCAGUAUAGAUCUUGGAGUACUGUUUUUCGUUGUUGAGUGCAACGUAUCCUAAACAUUCCAUCAGGCACAAAUCUUUUCGAGUCCAAGGGAGAUUUUGUUUUGUUGUUUUAUAUAUAGGUUUCCCAACAGUUGUCUAGAAGUUUUCUUGAAAGCUUUAUUUUGUUGACUUUAUAGCAGUUUCCUGUAAUGAAGAUAUUGGCCAGCUUGUGUACACGCCACAAGUAUACUUAGAAAAAUAAACUUUAAACAACAAUUACAUGUAACUGAUGUCCAUGUUUUACUUUAAACUGUAGAUAAUUAUUAAUUCAGUACUAUAAAUAUAUCCUGUUGCAUUAUUCAUUAAAAACUCAUUGAUUGGCCAAGUUUAGGUAUUGAUUAGUACAAUAAAGUGGUUCACUAGUUGGCAUCAUUAAUUGCAGAAAUAUUGUCAGCAUUUGGCAGAAUUCGGGUUCAGUGAUGGGCAUUCUGUCUAAAUCUGCAGAACUAAUAAUCCCAUACCGACUUCCUUACAACAUGUCUACUGUCCUCAUUAGUAUUAUUUAUUUUCUAUUUUUUUUUUCUUCUACUGGAUAAACUGUUCCAUUUCCAUUUGAAUACAAUCUUGUAACCAGACACUCAAACUCUACUCUACUAGAUUAUUUCUAACAUAUAACAUGUUUUUUCUUAAUAUAUCUGACUCUGCAAAAUGUUUUAGAUACAACGUACAUAAAUAACGAGCCCUUGUAUGCUUCUCACACAGCUACAUCGUGCAGCUCUGUAAGGUGCAGAGUUAAGGAAAAGUGCCAGAUGUUAAACGGAAAACCAGCAUGUGUACCUGCAUCUCAGUCUUAUUGCUGGGCACAAGGUGAUCCCCAUUACCGUACCUUUGAUGGUUACUUCUAUGACUUUCAAGGAACCUGCACCUAUACUGUUGCCAAAACUUGUGGGAGUGACAGUGGCCUCACUGCAUUCAACAUCGAGACUUCAAACGAGAACCGAGGAAACUCUAGGGUUUCCUAUGUCAGCAAUGUAACAGUCCAGGUGUACAGUUUCACAAUAUCCUUAUUCAGGUUUGAACAUGGAUUUGUGAGGGUAAGCUUAUGAAAAUGUGUUUAUAUUGCUCUAAUUAUACAUCAGUCCAUUGGUGAGGGUACACCAAGUGGUGUAUCCUGGUUUUGUGUCAACCCACUAACAGACACACACACUAGCAGACACACAUACACACAUACUCACACACACACUUUUUUUUUUAAAUUUAACCCCCCCAGCCUCCUUACCUUUGGGAAUGCUGGGGGGGGGAGGAUUCUCCCUCUCCCUGGGGUCUAGUGGGGCUGCUAGUCAGUCAGUCGGUCGGGCGGGCGGCGCUGGCAAGGGAGCACUUUCCCCUGAGCGCUCUGCUCAGCUCCCUCGCGCGCCGCAGAGUGAUACUGGGAGCCAGAAUAUAAUGUAAUAUUCCAGCUCCCGACUUCACUCUGCAGCGGGCGAGGGAGCUGAGCAGAGCACUCAAGGGAAAGUGCUCCCUCACAAACGCCGCCCGACUGACUGCCCACCUGCCUGCCUGCCUGGCUUGUCUGUUAGCCGCCAGGCUAAGAAGACAUUUGCCCUGGGCAUUUGGGGGCAGCUUUUAUUGCUGCCCCCUGGAAAAUGCCACCCAAGACAAAUGCCUUGUUUGCCUCGCGGCUAAAACGUCCCUGGGUACACCUAGAAUAAGUUGUAGGUUCUUAGACAAAUAGUGUAUCUAGACUCUCUGUAGACGAGGUAUAAGCAAGGACAUUUUUAUACAAACUAACUUACUUUUCUGAUGUGUUGGACUUCAUGUAUCUUCCCCUUCCUUGCUUUUGCUCUUUUGAUAGAAUUGAUUUUUCUUUCACUUGAAUAAGUGCACAGCUAGUAUGCUAAUCUCACAUGAAAGUUAAAGAAUUAGGCUAGUCAACAAUAAAAGAAGAAAACUCCGAUUAUAUCCUUAUUUCUCAUGUAUCUGUGUAAAUAUAAAUAUGUGUGAUAUCGAUAGGUGAUUUAUAAAGGUAUACUGUAAUCAAGUUAUUCUGGCAAGCUCAUAAACCUUAGACAGAAACCUGGGUGACUGGAAGUAGUUUAAUAAAUACUAGCAACAAACCCCCCCCCAAAAAAAUACAUAAUUUUAUCAUAUUUAUUUACGCUACCUCUCUAUUUAAAGGGAAACUAUAGUGCCAGAAAAACAAACUCAUUAUCCUGGAACUAUAGCUCCCCCCUUUAUCAGAUCUCCCCCUCCCCCUUCUGUCACUUAGCUGGGUUCAGCUCUGCCCACACACCUCCGCCGGCGGGGGAGACCUAAUGUGCAUUAUUCAAUGCUUUCCUAUGGGGAUUCCGGUGACGCUGGAAGUCCUCAUGCAUAGCGUGAGGACGUCCAGCGUUGUUUAGGUGAUUAAAAGUCGCCUUCAAGCCCAGAAGUCCCUCUAGUGGCUUUCUGGUAGACAGUCAAUAGAGGAGGAGUUAACCCUAGCAGGUAAUUAUUGCAGCAUUUCAAGUAAGAGAUAAAGUGACAUCUCCAGAAAAUUGUGAGACUGAUGGUGGAACUUGUUAGAGUCAUCUGUUUCAUACUAGCUUAUUACUAUGAUAUAUAUACAGCACCAACAUUUUCAUGCAGAGCUUUACAGUCAUAGAAAGAGGCUAUUUAGAGGUAAAGAAUGUCCUGCUGAAAUAAAUUUCAAUCUAUGAGGUUUUGAGGUAGGCGUACAUAAAGGACAUUUAAUGGUGAGGUGGUCUGACCUGUAUUCGAACCUGGGCAGUGACUGAAACAGCAACUUAAAAACAUGUGAUUUGUAUUUAAUAAAAAUUUGAUAAACAUUUUCUGGGUCCUGUUGCUCCUUCUUGUCUUCACAACUGCUUCAACAGGCACGAAUCUCCAUGCCCAAAACAUGUUAACUAAGAUCACCACCUUUUGCAUGUUACAAAAAAUGUUGUAUUGUAAAAAAUAUUAUGCUUUGUUUGCUCAUCACAAUCAUUCACUUUUCUGUUUUUUAAUAAAUUUAGGUGAAUGAUCAACGUCAAGGCCUCCCUUUCAUUCUAAACAAUGGUAAGGUUAGAAUUUAUCAUUCGGGUUCGUCAGUGGUUGUUUGGACAGACUUUUCUCUAAAAGUACAGUAUGAUUGGAACGCUAUGCUAACGGUGUACCUCUCCAGCAGCUACUAUGAAAAUGUUUGCGGAUUGUGUGGUAACUACAAUGGAAAUCCUGCUGAUGAUCUUGCUAUGCCAACAGGCAUUCUGGCUUCUACUUUGGUUAACUUUGGGAGAAGCUGGAAAGUAGAAGAUUCCAACAGGGUAUGUUGGGAUGAUUGUAAUGGAGAGUGUAUGACCUGUUCCAGAAAAGCCCAACAAACUUAUGAGAGUCAAGAGGCAUGUGGAGUAAUAUCUAAAGCAAAGGAUGGACCCUUCAGCGCGUGCCAUUCAAUCAUAGACCCCAAAGUCUAUGUGGAGAACUGUGUGUACGAUUUAUGUAUGAAUGAUGGAUCUCAACAUAUUUUAUGUCAAAGCAUAAAGGCAUAUGCUGAUGCCUGCCAGAGAAAUACAAUUCUGAUUGGAGAAUGGAGACCGUUUGCAGAAUGCAGUAAGUACAAAUUAAAGAUCAUUCUAUGAAGGAACAAACCUUUAGAAUGUAAUUUUAAACAUACUGGACAAUGCUGCAGGUCACAACUUCUCAAUAAUAACAAUUGUAGUGAUCCCAAGGUGGCAAACAUUUUUCCUAUAUAUAGUCCUGGUUCGAAAUACAAUAUAUCUGUUCUUAGAUACCUUGUAUUGCAUGGUUUGUAAACCUCAGUUCUGUGGUAAAUUAUGGUUCCUUAUUGCUGUUUGAUGGGUGGACCCAAGGAAUUUUACAUUAAAAUGAAAAGUUAUCAUUUUGGUUUUAAUUAACUUGCAACAGUGAACCAUUAUCACAUGUUGUUCUUUGUUAAAUUGUUAAUUUCGUAUAAGAUCUUUGGUCUUGUGUUCAUUUCUACUACAUGCUACUAGUAUGGAAUUAUAAUAUUUUUCUUAAUAUUAUCUUUCUCUCCUCCAGCAAUUAAAUGCCCAGAAAAUAGUGAAUAUAAGCUCUGUGGUAAUGCUUGCCCUAAAACUUGCAAUGAUAAUGCUACACCCACGAAGUGCCCUGAUCCUUGCGUAGAAACCUGUGAGUGCACAAAUGGCUACGUGCUAGAUGAGGGUAAAUGUAUUCCAAAGUUCACAUGUGGUUGUGUUUUUGAGGGGAGACAUUAUUUAAUUAAUGAAAAGUUCUGGGGGGAUGAAAAGUGUGAAAAGUGGUGUGCUUGCAGCUCCACCACCAGAAAAGUUGAUUGUAAAUCCACUCAGUGUAAAACUUCUGAGAUGUGUGGAGUGGUCAAUGGCAUUCGAAACUGUUACUCCUUGACCUAUGGCAGUUGCUCAGUGUUCGGAGACUCCCACUACAUUACAUUUGAUGGGGUGACAUAUGAUUUUCAAGGAACAUGCCUCUAUCAGUUUGUUGGGGUCUGCAAGAAAUCAGAAGACCUGGUGGACUUCAAUGUCAAUGUUCAAAUCAACAACAAACGGGGAACAGUGGCAUCUUACAUCAGUGCCAUACAGGUGAAAGUCUUUGGCUUUCUCAUUGUCAUCAGCAGACAGUAUAAACAACAAAUUUUGGUAAGUCCUCAAAAAAUGUUCAGGUACAUACCAAAGCAAGAUUUAUCUUCCAAUGUUGAAGUAGUCUGUACCUAACAUCUUCUACUCUAGUUUAAAUCAUUUUAACACCAUGGAUUAUUCCAAAGUGAGUUUGUUUUGUUAUUCAUAUAUUCAAAUAUUCUUACUGCAAAGCUUUAGAUAAUUUAAGACUUGAUUUAGUAAGCUUUCCAAGUGAUUCAAUACUGUUAGAAAACUUUCCCAGUUGAUGUAUCUACAUAAGUCAUCAUUAAGUUAUAUGGGAUUUUUUGCAGAUACAUAAUUUGGAAAGUUGUUCUUGCCAUAUUGAAUUAUUUGGAAAGCUUAUUAAAUUGAGUUCUUAAUUAGUAAUAUAUCUAUCUACAAAUGUAAUAAUUUUCUGCAUGAUUCAGAGAAUAUCUUUAACAUUACAAAUCGAUCACCUUCUCUCGACUAACUUAAGUGAUAGUCCCUAACACAUGACUAUUUUUUUUUUAGUAGUUCACGAAGAUUUCUUUAAGAACCAUUUAGAUAUUCAGUGUGCAAUCCACAUCUAUGUCUGUUUUAAUAUAUGAAUUAUAUUCUUUUUAUCAUACCUCUCCUAGCUAAAUGGGAUUUUAACUAGCCUCCCAUACAUUUUUGACAAAGGGAAUAUGUCUAUCUACAGUCAUGGAUUUAAUGCCGUCAUCCAAACAAACUUUGGUUUAAGAGUGGUUUUCAGUUGGAGAAGCCGAGUAGCUGUCACUAUUCCCAGUAAAUAUUCAGGAGCUGUGUGUGGUCUUUGUGGUAACUUUAAUGGUGACAAAGCCAAUGAAUUUGUGACAAAUAACAAUCAGGUUGCUCCCAACCCAACACUCUUUGGCAAGAGCUGGAAUGUUCUAUAUACGGAAGGAUGUUCAGAGGAGGACAAAGGUAACUGCCCCAGAAUAGAUGAAUUUGAAACACGCUAUCGCUCAAGCAAGGAAGGCUGUAGGAUACUCUUAGAUAGAGGAGGACCUUUCCAAGAAUGUCAAGACACAAUCAACCCAGAAGAUUUCUUUCAGGAUUGUGUGCUUGAUGCUUGCUUCUAUAAUGGUCUCAAAGAAGUUAUCUGCAGGGUGAUAGCCAGUUAUGCAGCUGCUUGUCAAGAGGCUGGACUUACAAUCCACUCAUGGAGAUCUGACACGUUUUGCAGUAAGUUUUCAACUGACUAUAAAUUUACAGUUCUUGCCAUGUUCAUCGAUACUUGUGUGGAUAGCGAAUGUUUUUAUGUCACAUACAGUCUAAUUCACAAUUCAGGGACUUUCAACGCCUGUAUUGUUUUUCUGCAUAAUGUCCAUGUGAAGCUUUUUAGAACAAAUUUCUUGCUGACUGUUUUCCAGAAAUGUAAAAAUGUGUAUGUUCGUAUGUGGAAAUUUCUCCAAAAUCAAAACAUUCUUUGACUGUGCUAUUUUUAAUCAGCUUGGCUUGAACUUAUUCAUCUAAAACUGGUUGCAUUUUAUGCAAUCUUCUCAAUAUUAGACAGGUUCUCUACAAUACCUUCUUACCACAUUAUGACAACAUAUAUUUAUUUACUGUGCAUUAUAGGGAUAGAAUAAGUUAUUUUCUAUUACAACAAAUGCUUAAUAAAAAUUGUUUGGACAGGUAUUCAUAAAAAGAAAUAGAUUCAACAUGUGUGACCUUUUAUUUUGCUGUCCAUGUCAGGUCCUGAAUGUAGUAAAAACAGUCACUAUGAGGUGUGCGUAUCAGCAUGCAGCCCGAUGUGUCCUAACCUUUCUCCUCCACCGUUAUGUGAUUCUGUAUGUUCGGAAGGUUGUGCCUGUAAAGAUGGAUAUGUUCUCAGUGGUGGAGAUUGUGUUCCCAUCUCUCAAUGUGGAUGUAAUUACAUGGACAAGUACUUCAGGUUGGGAGAAGUAUUUUUCCCCGGUGGUCUAUGCAAUCAACAGUGUACCUGUACCUCAAGUGGUGUAGUAGAUUGCAAGGCGUUCUCUUGCGGUGCCAAUGAGGAAUGCAAAGUGGUUGACGGAGUUCAGAAAUGCCAACCUAUUGAUUACGCCCAAUGUUCUGCAGUUGGUGACUCUCAUUAUGUGUCUUUUGAUGGUCUUUACUUUGAUUUCCAAAGUACCUGCACCUACACACUGGCCAAGACUGUCACAAACAAUGCCAAACUGGUACCCUUUGCAAUUAAUGUGAAAAAUGAGAAGUGGAGUGCUGGCAGAGUGUCAGUUACAGCAAUGGUUUCUAUUGAAGUCUAUGGCUACAAACUUGUUCUUCAGUACAACACACCUGGUAAAAUCCUGGUAAGAUCUUUAUAUCUGUUAGUGAUUUUAUUAUAUGCUUGUUUAAAUUUAAAAAAAGAUCAACUUGAGUAGAAAGUUUUCUGUAUGUGCAGGCCAUCAACAAGACAGUCCGAUUCUGACCACUUUUACAUUAUUAGGUAAAUGGAAUUGUAAAUAACCUCCCAUUAAGCUUGGAAGGUGAGAUGAUCCAAGUCUAUCAACAUGGUCUAAGUGUUGACAUCAGCACAGACAUUGGCGUUAAAGUCAGCUAUGAUCUGAUUUAUCAUGUAAUAGUCACUGUGCCAGGAAACUACAAAGACCAGUUGGGAGGUCUGUGUGGCAACUACAAUGGUGAAAGAAAUGAUGAGUUCCAAAAACCUGAUAAAACAUUAGCCUCUGAUGCCAUAUCUUUUGGGUCUUCCUGGAUAGUUCAAAUCCCAAAUGUGAACUGCGAUCAUGGUUGUGGUGGAAGUGAGAAUCCAUGCCCUACUUGUAGCAACAACAAAAGAGCUAUAUUGGAAACAGAUAACUAUUGUGGCUUCCUUAAAAAGGGCCGUGGUCCACUGAGUGCUUGUUAUGGCACUAUUAGCAAUGAUUACUAUUUCCGCAGCUGUAUCUCUGAACUGUGUGCCAAUCCUGGAGACAUAAAUAUCCUUUGUCAAAAUAUUCAAAGUUAUGUUGCCGCCUGUCAAGCAGCUGGUGCCACAAUCCUGCCAUGGAGAACCGAGACCUUCUGCCGUGAGUGAUCUAUCUAUCUAUCUAUCUAUCUAUCUAUCUAUCUAUCUGUCUAUCUGUCUGUCUGUCUAUCUAUCUAUCUGUCUAUCUGCCUGUCCUUUGACCUGUCCAAAUAUUUCUUGCAUUAAGUCGUUAGUUUAUGCAUACAGCAAUUCCUGAGUAUUCAACCACAAGCUAUUCCUAUACUCAGAUCACUGUCCACCCCUCAACCGUUAAAGUGUUUCCGGAAAGCAAGUACUUUUCAAACAAAAUUAACAAAUCACAUAAUAAUCUCAGUAAAAUACCACUUGUAAUUAGAGUUGAGCGGACACCUGGAUGUUUAGGUCUGGCGGGUUCGGCCGAACUUUGAAAAAAAGUCCGGGUUCGGGCUCGAACUUGACCCCGAACUUGACCCCAAACACCAUUGAAGUCAAUAGGGAACCGAACUUUUGGCCACAAAAAUGCCUCUAAAAAUCUCCUGGAAAGGGCUAGAGAUCUGCAAAAGGAAGUAAAAUGGGGGUAAGAGUAGGACAAGUGCCCUGCAAACAAAUGUGGAUAGGGAAAUAACUUAAAAUAAAAAAUUUAAUUAAUAAAAAUUAAAAAUACAGCUGAGCCAUAAAAUACCACUAGAUGGAAUCUUUGAUUUUAGCUUUGCAAGAAGAUAAAUCAAAAUCUAAAGCAUGGCUGUCAGAAUUAUCCAUUUUAGAGAGGAUUGGAGUGCAGGGUAUUCUCUUUCAUUGUUCAAACUGAGCUCAACUGAUGCAUGGAGAAAAGGCCUUCACAAACCUCUGCUAUUGUGUACCUAGUUUAUACUAAGUGACCCAUAGGUUGAGGAGGCGGUGACCAUGGCGAUGUAGGUGGAAGCGGCGGUUGAGGAGGAGGAGGUAGCCAACACUGUUUUAAAUAUAUAUAUAUAUAUAUAUAAUUUUAUUUUUAAUUGGAGUUGCCCCCAAAAUAUUGGGACAUAUAAAAAAAAAUACAUUUGCGGCCUGCGGUGCAUUUCUUGCAGUCCUGAUGCAUGGAGAAAUGCUCAACUCCUUAUACUAAGUAACCCAUAGGUUGAGGAGGCGGUGACCGUGGCGGUGUAGGUGGAAGCAGUGGUGGAGGAGGAGGAUGAGGUAGCCAACACUUUUUUUAUGUUUGUUUUUCUUUUUGCCUUUCAAAAUGCGCCAUUAAAUCGUCGAACACCGAACUCCAACCCGAAAACAUACAGUGAUAUGUCCGUGUUCAGACCCGGGAUCCAAAAAAACGUAAUGUUCGGUACGCUCAACUCUACUUGUAAUGUUUCCAUAACCUUUUACCCAAAAUUCACUGUAAAAUAAAAAAUAAUGGCCAUGAUUUAUUACUUUAGGAUAAGCUUUUCAAAUGAUUUAAUAUUUUGAAAAAUAUUAAAAAAGUUUGAUAUAUAGAUUUUUUUUAGGUGUGAUAUAUUUUGGGCUAUUUUAAAGUUUUUUUUUAGAAAAAUAAUAUUUUAAAAGUGUAUACAAAAAUGUUAAAUCGGGGCCAAUAUUGGAUGUAGUUAUCAUGAUUGUACAGAACAAUUGCCUUUGAUUGCUCAACAACCCUUGGAAAUAAAAAAACACAAUAUCUACCAGAAAAAAAAAAUGAUUUAUGAAAUUUUUUUAGUUUAAUGGUCUCAUAAACACUCCAUCACUGCAAUUAAUGGACAUCCCCAGCCAGUCACAAGGCAGAAUUAUGUCUCCAUAAUGUCUCGCUGAGGAGUAGUGGGAGUCUGAGCGCAGGACUUAUUUUUGUGUAUUUGUAUUUUUCGCACUGAAUUGGCUAUAGGUUAAGGAAUGUCUAUCUACUGUUGUAAUUUUUCUUGCAAUAACCAAUAAAAAUAAAUAGAAAGUGGGCGAGCUGACACUUCCAAGAGGUCUAUAAUUUCCAUGUAAUAAAACAUAUUUUUUUCACUAAUCUUUCCAUAUUAGCUUUGACUUGUUCACCCAACAGUCAGUACAAUAUUUGUGUUGAUGCCUGCUCCUCAUUUUGUGCUGGCCUUAUGGACCAGACCCAGUGCCCAGCCUCCUGUGCCGAAGGUUGUCAGUGUAAUGACAAGUUCUUCUUUGAUGGACAUGGAUGCGUACCGAUGGACAAGUGUGGAUGCUUUGAAAAUGGGAAAUACUAUCAGGUGUGUCUCAUUGACAACAUUCAGACAUUUUUUAAUCUAACAGACAGAAUCAAUUGUAACCUUCGCCAUGAAAGGGGGAUCAUAAGCCAGAUCUCCUGUGAUUAUUGGAAAGCACUAUAGGACCUAGCUCCUUUUUCCUGGUCUCUACUUCUAUGGAGAAAUCUACCUUCUGUUUCGUAGUAAAUGUAGAUUAUACUAGCUUUAGUGUACCUAUAAUCUUAAUUUUAUUAAUGACAGGAGGCGAGUAUUUGCUUAAGUCUCUCUUUACUAGAACUCCACAGCAGUACAUUAACAUAGAGAGAAAACAACCAUUCAGAAAAAAGUAAAGUACAAAAAAAGUCUCCUCCCAACCAACUACUUCCUCUUUCAAGCUGCGUCAAAAACAAAGAACAGAAACAAUCAUAUAAAUAUAACUGUAGUAGUAGGAUCCAAAUGAGUACAACUGACGACCUUCAUCCAGAAGAAGAACUUGAAGCAGAUCCGUAGAGGGAUCAUUAAACUGAAACGAGAUAAGCAGAAUCGAAAGAUUUGGUUAACUAAUGAAAUGUACUUUAAAAAAACCCAUACUAAUUCAGACAGUACAAAAUCAACAGAUAACUCAUCCCAAACUUCCCAGAAGAAAGGAAACAAACAUGUUAGGUGAGGCCUGAAGAACAAUCUACAACCAGAGGCAACCAAAUCCAUUGACAAAAAGAAAAAGGGGUAGGAUGAAACUGGGAGGGAAAUAUUCGCCACCUGUCAUUAAUAAAUCUAGUAUAAAGCUAGUAUAAUCUACAAUUUUAUAACAUGACAGGAAAGCACUGUGCCCCUAACCGAAGGCGCUCCGAGGUCGAAUCCACACACACCAAGAAUAACAACUAUCUAAUCCAUUGCGCCAGGGUAGGAGAAGAGAUCGGAAUGUGAGGUCUUACAUAGAAGACCAAUAAUUGUCCGGAGCGGGAAGGGCGAAGGGGAGAAGUACAUAACGAGACGAGCCGCACUACGCAGUUUAGAAACUCUGACUUGCAGAAAUAUGGGUAGAAGAUAGCCGUCAAGUCUGACUUAGUCUGUCUAGACACAGAGAAAGUCACCCCGUCCAGAAAGGGAAAAAGCGUCCACAUUGAAAGCCCGGACGUGGGAGACCCAUUUAAAGGAAAUGAGGCAUAGUAGGAGAGCGAAUUUUGCUGAAAGCUGUCGGAGGGAAAGGUUCUGAUUAUCAGGCCAGUCUUGGAGGAAAGACAAGACCACAUGCACUUUCUAGAGGGAGUACUUAGGCAUCGGAAGCCGUUAUAGUCUCAUGCCUUGGAGAAGUCUGCAAACCAACAGGUCCUGACCAAUGAGGAAACCUCUGAAUGGUACAUGAGCUGCCGAGAUCUCCGACCUGGCCACGUUAACGGAAAGAUAUGCGCCCCAGGUCAAAUAGGUGCUUGAGGAAGUUCAGAACACUUGCUACAGGGGCCGUAAAGGGAUCAGUAUCUCAUUCCAGGCACCAAUGAUACCAAGAAACCUAUGCCGCCAAGUAGCAUCUCCUAGUUCCAGGUGCCCAGGAGCCCCAGAGGAGGUUUAUAGCAGACUGCAUUCCAGGUUCCCCUGAAAGAGUCCAGGCCAUUAAGCGGAUGGGCUAUCCACCAUGAGGGGGGAGGAUUGUCUCGAGAGUCCGAUAGUAGUGUUCGUGUGGAUGGCAGAAGGAGUGGAUACUGAUGGGACAGACCCAGAAGCUCCGGGAACCAAGGCUGACUCUGCCAUAAGGGGGUCAGCAAUACCAAGAAUACACAUUGACGUCACACGUGUAACAGUACUCUGGAGAGCAUAGCAAAUGGAGGAAACGCAUAAGGACCUCAAGAUGGCCACACCUAAAGAAAAGCAUCCACCACCAUGCAAGCCAACUGAUGUAGGUUGGGACCUGGCAAUUCAUCCUGGAGGUCCACGAUCUUGAGGAAAACAGAAUGAAGGAGUCUCCAAUCACUGGCAAUGUCUGGAGAACAAGUCCGCCGUCAGGUUCGACACCCCCGGAAGAUACUCCGUCUGGAAAGUGAUGCUGCGUUGGAAGCAGAAGCAGCAGAUCUCCUUCAUUAUCUCAAAAAGCAUCUAGGAGCAGGCCCCUCCCAGGUGGUUGAUGUAUUGUACAACGAGAUGUUGUCCAUCCUGAGAAGAACGCAACAAUCGGAAAGGUGACUCGCUAAGCUCCGGAUUGCGAAUUAUGCCGCAAUCAGUUCUAGGCAUUUUAUAUGGUACUCCAUCUCCAUCUCCGACCAAGGGUCUCCCGUGGAGCUGAUCGCACAGGUAGCUCUCCAACCUCAGAGACUGUCAUCCGACUCCAGGACAAAAUCCGCGGACGGUCCUAAAAUUGCCUUGCCGUUCCAAGCCAACAUGUGAAGCAGCCACCAGCACAGUGCUGUCUUGACAUCCAGAGUAAGGUGAAUCACUUGGUCGUAGGAGGGUCUCCUGCAGAGGAAAUGGGCCUUCCUGCAUUGCAUGGCCCUGUAGUAAAAGAGAACACGGUGGAUCGCCUGGAUCGAUGUGGAGAGGAGGCCCCUUAUGCGAGCCAGCAUCCUUAGUGGGAUCUGGUCCUGAUGCAGGACCCUCAUGAUUUCCUUUCGAAUGGUCGAGAUUUUGGACUGAGGGAGGCGUAGGAGGCACUCCCUUGCAGCUAUUUCAAAGCCCAAGAAUUCGAUCACCUGCGUUAGUGAGAGGGUCGACUAUUCUCGGUUGACCGCGAAACCUAGCAACUUGAACAAGGAGACCAAAGAGAGCAUGUGAUAAUUCAGCCUGGAGGGCUCCACGCAAAAGAUCUGUAAAUCAUCCAAAUAGAUGAUACAACAAAUACCCUCGGAUCAAAGGCGUGCCGUCACAGGUUUCAACAGUUUGGUGAAACACCACGGUGCCAAGCUGAGACCAAAAGGGAGGCAGAUGAAUUGACAGGGUAUGUCUUUCCAGAGGAACCAGAGGAACCAACGGAAUUAGGGGUCCACCGGCACCGAGAGAUAGGCGUCCUUCAGGUCCAGUCUAGUGAGCCAAUCCCCUGGGCAGAGGAGGUCCAGCAGGAGAUGGAUGCCCUCCAUCUUGAAAUGAUGGUAAACCACAAAGGCGUUCAGGCUUCUCAGGUUGAUCACCGAGGGCAAGUCCCCGGAUUUCUUCCUUACCAGAAAUAUGAAGCUGAAGAAACCCCCGUUGUCCCGUGCCCGCUGGACUGCGCCCUUUUUGAAAAGGGCUAGAAUCUCUGCAUCUCUCAGGGACUGUUGUUCCCUCAAAGACACGGGAACCGGCAGAAGGUGAAUCUGCGUCGGUGGGGAAUGAAAAUCUGUGACAUAGCCCCAAACCGUCUGAAGCAUCCACGCAUCUGAGGAAUCCUCCUGUCACAAAUCUAGAAGUGAAACGACCUGCCUGCAUGCAACAGAGUGGGUGGAGAACUGGCAGAAAUGGGUCUCACCUGCAAGCAUCCUUGCUUGUCCGCUAGCCCGGCUCAAUCUACCUCGGUCCAACUUUUGGGGGUUGAAGGUCUGCGAGUGGUAGGAUGGGAAGAAGGAGGGAGCAUGGGAUCCUUGGUGGCCAGGCGGCCAGAAUCGGCUGGCAACCCAACCCCGCUGUCGUCCAGCCCUGCCAAAAACACGGGAGCUUUUUGGACGGAAGACCCUCUUCAUUGAGGACUGGGCCUUGCUUGGGGUGGUGAAGAGGUUCACAUGUUUAUGAAGUUCCUUGAUGAAGGGUUCUCCAUAGAGUAGACCCUUAGCUAGGGGGCCCAGUACUUUUAACCUCAAGUCUGACAAUUUGGCAUCCAUGCGUAAGUGGACUACCUUCUAUACUCUGUGCAGAGCGCUAUAUUGGUGUUGCCCAGCAGGCAAAUAAAGUGCAGAUCCCAGUCCUGUAUGGAAGCUGAGUCCAGGGCAGCACCCUGUGAAAAGGUCCCAUCAGCGAGCAUGAGUAUCCUGGCCAACAGGUCCAUCAGUUUAUCCUGUGCCAGUUUGAGGCUGUGCUUGACCUCUUUCUUGGGGUCACUCCUGUUAUGGGUCAUGUAGGUUGAGACCAUGGGGUCAAAUUCUGGGGUCAGGGCAACCUUAUCUGGUAACACGGGCCUGGGGCAUUCCGCCUACCGUACUCUCCUCCGAACCUCCAAGUCUGUGGACCAAGUAGUACACAAACUGUGCCAGGUGGUCAGGCAGUGACCAUUCAUAGGAUCCGAGAUGCCUGAUGGACUGUAGGUUGAACAGGGGUUCGCCCGUGUCAUCCAGGAAUACAUCUUUGUCCAGUAGGGAGGCAGGUUUCCUUUGUCUAGAUGAUUCACCAGAGUCAUGGGACCACAUGGGGUCGUCCAUGUCGUCUUCAUCCCCCCUGUCUUCCCCCCUGGCUGCCUGCCAUUCAUCUAUUAUGGCCAUGGGUGGGGGGGUAAUGGGUCCUCCGCCCCCUGGUCGGAGAGGCGCCUACACCGGGGAGGCGAGUUUUAGACCACCGGUCCCUGUCUCUUCGCUGGAGCCUUGCCCUUCUGGGAGUGUGGCUUAGGGCUAUCACCCUUCCAAUUGCACUUCUGCGCUCUUGCCUGAUCUCUCCUGUCAGAGUCUGACUCAGCCGAGUCUUCUGUAGACUGGGGGAUCCCUUUAGAGCCCCAAUCAUGUGCGGUUUGUGGGAGUGUCCUGGCUAGCGCAUUUUCAACAGAGGCGUACACCACCACAUUAAUCAUGGCCUGUAAACUUUGUUCUUGGGUCGACAGCUCCAUAGCAGGGAGACUGCUUGCAGACAAGUGUCACAAGCAUAAUAACCAGGGCGGUAUCCCAAUACUAUGGCAAAGGCAAGAUGUGUUGCGCAUGCAAAGUACAAGAGUACGUAUGUAUAUGGCAAGACUGGUAUCACCCAGUGGCAAUGGCACAGACAUCACAGGCCAAAUCAAGGGGCACAGACAAAGCAGGCCAAUCAAGGGGGCACAGCAGAGCAGGCCAAUCAUGGGAAGAGUUAUGGGCAGGUCAAACCCCUUAGAUGGACAGACCUGAGGUUCAAAUCGGUGUAGUAAUAGGUACAGUAAGGUUAAUCAAAGGCAGGCUGGCAGGCAAGGAUGGACUUCCGUGUUAGGAUUGCAGGAUAUAAAGCUGAAUGGAGCCUCUUUCGUGAGUGUAAGUUUGGUGCCACAAGGUACAGCUGUAGACCCCUUUAGUACAGUAGUUGUGGCACCAACAGUGACUAUAGGUACCGAAAUCCCCCCCUGUACCUGAAAUAGUAGAAGCCUCCGUGUGGGGAAGGUCAUGGGGGUAAAUCACCCUGGGGUGGUAGACCCACACUUCCCUCUCCGCCCCUGUUGCCCGUGGGUCGUGAUUCCAGUAGAUUUUUCACAGCCCGGUGAAGGGAGGUGAGCGGCAAAAAGCGAGAGAGGGGGCGGAACUCCACACAUGGGGCUGCCAGAGACAUACUCGGCAGCACCGGCCGCCAGGAGUUCAGGGAGGCGACUAAAUGGCCACCUCCCGUGAUGUCCACACGAGGGGGGAACACAGAGGUGGAAACAAACAGGAUGAAAGCAAGGAGAACAAAGGCAAACUAAUGAUACUUAAUAGUGCAAAAGGCUAAAGAACACAGCCAAUAGCAGAGUACAUAUAACAACUAUAACUCAAAUAAAUAUAAAUAAAUAUAAAUAAAUAACAAAUAAUUAAUUAAUAAAUAGCAGAUAAAUCUCACAGCCACCCACUAAGAGCAGGAGGCAGUGGUACUCUGAAUGUGCUUGAUGUGGAGCUGCAAAGAAAGAGGAAGUAGUUGGUUGGGAGGGGACUUUUAUUGUACUGUACCUUUUUUCUGAUUGGUUGUUUUCUCUCUAUGUUAAUGUGCUGCUGUGGAGUUCUAGUAAAGAGAGACUUAAGCAAAUAUGAAGCCUCCUGCCAUGUUAUAAAAUUAGUUUUACUAUACUCUAACACAAAUUCUACUAGAAUUUUAUAUUAUUUAUACUUUUUUUUUUUUUUAAUGUCUUUAAUUCAAGAGUUCCAGGUACUCGGGGGUAUAAUGACGUGUUUCUAAUGAAACUUAGUGCAUAUUACACUAACUGAAUAAAGCAUUGGAUUUUAUUUAAUUAACCCAUGGUGUUGUUUUAAUUACCCAAGCUCCUGGAGACUAUAUUAUCCAAUGACUGUACAACAGUCUGUACCUGUAGCUCCUCUGAAAACCUUUCCUGCAUGGAGACAAACUGCACUAUUGAUGAGGAAUGUCAGAUUGUGGAUGGAAUUGUGGGAUGUACCAAUAAAGGUAAAAUAAAAAUAUAAAAUGCUUUGCCUUAAUAUAUUUCAGUUAUUUUACAGGCAGUACUGAGUAGUAUAGUACAACUAAAUAUUAGUACAAUGUAAAUAGUACAACAAAAGUUUAGUACAAUGUAAAUAAUAAAAUGAAAUAUUAGUGCAAUGUAAAUAGUGCAACGAAAUAUUAGUACAAUGUAAAUAUUCACAUACAAUAUUUUUUUUUUAUCAUUUCAUUGUUUAAUGUGACGCACAAUCAUCGUUAUUUACUAAAAUCAGAAUUUAAAUUACAUUUAAAAUUUAUGGUCAGAGUAGCAGACUUAGAGAAUUUUUCCAGUUUUGCUAUUUUGAACGUAAAUUUGAAAUUCACUUUGAAUUCUUGCAUCAGUAAAUAAAUGAAUUCAAUUAUUUAAAUGAAUGUGUUUGAUGUCUGAAUGUGUUUGUGUUCCUAUAAGUGCGUGCAUGCAUGUGUGUGUGACUGCAUCUUUAAUAGUGCUGGUAUGUAUGUGCACACAUGUUUUUCUAUGAGUGUGUGGCAAUAUGAGUUUUUGUGUGUGCUAUUGUGUGCCUGUAUGUGUGUACAAUUGUGAGUGUGUAUAAAUGUAUAAUAUGUGUAUAUCUACGAGUCAUUAUCUGUGUGUUUUAUGUCAUUGUGUGUGAGUGUGUCUCUAUGAGUUGUGAGUGCCUUUUUGUAAAUAUAACAUUAAGUAAAGGAAACAAUAUGAGUGAUUCAACAGGAUACAUUUUGUUUUGCAUUCCUGCACACAAAAAAAACACGUUAGUCCAGGAAUCCACUUUGCUGGGAGAGAAGAGAUUAAACUAUGAUGUAGAGGUUUUAUACGAUUGUAACAGAGGUGGGAUAGGAUGUAUAAUAGUGCAACUGAACAAUUAAUAUACAUUAGGUAAUUAGAUUAAUAGAAUAUAUAUAAUACAUUAUCUAAAUAAUUAGUUAAACGAUUACAUUUAAAAUCCAUUAAAUAUAAUUUCCCCGGCUUUAUGACUGACUCCAGUAAAUCCUGAUGCUCUUAGACCCAGACCUCAGAGUAAAACGUGUAAUUAUACAGUAAGCAUACUCACAUGCAGACACAGACAAUCUCACUGACACACACAAGCUCAAUGAUACACAGCCUCAAAGACAAACAAUCUCACUGAUAUACAUAAGCUCAUUGACGUAAAUGCCCACUCCCUAGCAGGCGUACACAAACACACAGUUUCAUGCAGUGGUUCUGGUGUCUAUAGCCUGUCCCUGCAGGCUUUUCAAUGUAAACACUGACUUUUCAGAAAAAAGGUAGUGUUUUCCUUGCUUCCUAGUGACAGAUGGUCACUAGAGGUGCUUCCUGUGAAAGUGAGGAUUGGCUGAGAUCAUCAAGCUUGAUAAUCUCAGCCAGAAAGGCAGGGCCAGUUCAGGGGAGACCAGCAUGACGUGGGAAAAAAAAAGGUGAGUAAAAACACUAUUUUUAAAAACACACACAGACACACACAUACACUGUGACACACACAGACACACAUACCAUGACAGACACACACACACCUUGACAGACACACACCUUGACAGACACACAGCAUGACAGACAAACACAAACACACACCACAAUGACAGACAUACACACAUCUUUACAGACACACACAUACCAUGACAGACACACACACCAGGACACAGACAGGCCAUGACACAGACACACACAGACCGUGACACAGACACACACAGACUGUGACACAGACACACACACUGUGACACAGACAGACACACACACCAUGAUACAGACACACAUUACAUGACACAGACAGACACACACACACACACACACACCAUGACACAGACAGACACACACCAGGACACAGAUAUACACACAUACACUCACACUGACACACAUAAUUGCUACCUGUGUGCAGACAGCUGUCUGUGCUGGUGGCUGCAGGGGGAGCAGCUGCCAGAAGAGCCAGCUCCUCCCUGCGGCCGCCAGAAGAGCUUGCUUCCCCCUGCAGCCGCCAGAAGAGCCAGCCCCCCCUGCAGCCGCAGGUCAGCCAGCUGUCUACCCGGCCCCAGGUGCUGACGGCUCACAGGGAAAUUUCCUAGUAUCCUGGUGUUUCAGUUCGGCCAUGCCCAAGAGGCACUGGGCAUAGAACUCAAUCAGUCCUUGGUAAUAAAAGCAGAGUGUGUGUACAUGCAUAUUCAAUACAGAACCCACUUCACAAUACAGCUGUCAGAUUUCCAUUCAGUAGAAUAGUUAUGCUAGAUGUAUGCACGAUGAGCUAGAAGAAUCCACUGGUAUUAACCAUACUACAGGGAGUUAAUAUCUGAGGAAGCUAAAUAUCUAGUAACAUACACAAAAAACAGGAUGAGGUCAUUUAUUUAUUCUUUUCACUUUAGCUACUAAAUAAUUUCCUAAAUUUCACUUGGAUAAAAAAAUAAAAAUUAAAAAUAAUAUAUAUAUUUUCAGAUCCUUGCAAAUCCUUAAAAUGCAGAACCAAAGAGACCUGCCAAAUUCAAGAUGGAAAACCAGUCUGUGUUCCCGACUAUACUGGUACCUGUUGGGCAUGGGGUGACCCCCACUAUCACACAUUCGACGGUUACAUCUAUGACUUCCAGGGCACCUGUACGUACAUCCUAUCUAAGUACACUGGAAAUUAUCCCACUCUGGUGCCAUUUACAAUCGAGAUGACAAAUGAAAACAGAGGGAGUCAAGCUACAUCGUCUGUCAGAACAGUUUCUAUUUACACAUAUGGAUACAAGCUGUCCAUUGCCAAGGGGGAAUUUGGCACGGUUAGGGUAAGUUUAUAAUAAGAACAAACUCUUCAGAAUUUGCAGGGCUUUGAAAUUAAGUCUACAUCUAAUAGACAUAGAGAUUAGUUUAGUUAUAAACGGCAGUUAAUCCAAAUUUGGGAUAAUCCGGUGAUCGAACGAAUUCCUGAACUCCGAGCAAAAUUGUAACUGAAUUAUGAUAUAAAUAAGUUGCUCAGUGGCCAAUCAUGGUCUCUUUAAUCUCUGAUUCGGAAUUCUAGGAUGCUGAUUGAUGACUAGAGGACAGACAAUAAAUGCUGAUUUUGUUAACAGAUCACGUAUAUAUAUCUUGCCGUACACUGGCCUAUUUCAGCGUCCUUUUGAUUUCUCUGAUUAAUUUUCCAAAUUAUUUUUUCAUUACCGAAAUUCAAAGAGUCAAACCACAAUGUGGGCAAAAUUCAGCCUUCCCAAAUUAUUUUCUGAAAUAAUUGUUAGGCUGAAACGCAUUUGCUUGCUGUGCACAACACUAAUAUUGGAUGCAGAUCUCAAUAAUCACCCCCUCAUAGUAUGCCACUCUCCAAUGAGUCAGAAUGCAGCCGUUAACGGUAUCCCCAUUAUUCACUCUGACUCACUAUCAAUGCUGGAUAGCCAGAGAGCAAAUCAAAUGGUCUAGCAUGGAGGUACACACACCUUACACACACACACACACACAUUACAUACAGGGAGCACACACCCCCACCACACACAUUACAAACAGCCAGCCCACACAAUACAUAUUACAUACAGCCAGCACAUACAGACACAUUACAUAUAGCCAGGGACAACCCCCCACACACAUUACAUACAGCCAACACACCACACAUAUCACAUACAGCCAACACACACCACACACAUUACAUACAGCCAGCAUUCACUACACACACAUAUAUUACAUAUAGCCAGCACACACCAUACACACAUUAAAUAUUUUUAUUAUUAUUAUUAUCGGCAUAUAUAUAUAUAUAGCACCAACAAAUUCCGUAGCGCUUUAUAAUAUUAUACAAGGGGGAGAUUUACCAAUAAAUGAGACAAUUAAAAAAUUUAACAGGAAUAAUAUGUUGAAGAGGACAGUCUAGAGGAGGGAGGGAUAUGGAAAUUCUUAUUAUUUUUUUUGUACAUCUUGCCUUGAGAAUCACAACAGGACAGGGGAUACCAAUCAAACAAGGUGAGAGUGAAGCAAAGCGGGAGAAGAGAGUAGAGUGUUGCCCUAUAGGAGAGAGCAAGGGACAGGUAUGUGUACAGCCAGCACACACACACACAUUAGAUACAGCCAACACACACACACACAUACAUUACAUACAGCCAGCACCAGGGACUUUUUAGCCGCGAGGCAAACAAGGCAUUUGCCUUGGGGGGCAUUUUCCAGGGCAAAUGCCUUGUUAGCAUUGCAGCUAACUGACCAGCCGGUUGGGCGUGCUGGCGGGCUGGCGGCUGGUGAGGGAGCACUUCCCCUGAGCUGUCUGCUCAGCAACCUCGCGCACCACAGACUGAUACCGGGAACCGGAAUAUGACGUCAUAUUCCGGCUCCCAGCCUCAGUCUGCAGAGCGCAAGGGAGCUGAGCAGACAGCUCAGGGGAAGCGCUCCCUCUCCAGCCGCCUGCCUGCACGCCCAGCAGCCACUGGACCCCAGGGAGGGAGGGAAACCCCCCACGCCCCAGCAUUCCCAAAGGUAAAGAGGCUGGGGCUUAAAUCAAUAAAUAAAUAUGUUAAUUUGAGUGAGUGUGUGUUAUUGAGUGUGUAUCUGUUAGUGAGUGUGAGUGUGUCUGUUAGUGUGUGUGUGUCUGAUAGUGAGUGUGUGUGUGUCUGAUAGUGAGUGAGUGUGUGUCUGUUAGUGAGUGUGAGUGUGUCUGUUAGUGUGUGUGAGUGUGUCUGUUAGUGUGUGUGUGCCUGUUAGCGAGUGUGUGUGUGUAUGUUAGUGUGUGUGUCUUAGUGUGUGUGUGUUAGUGAGUGUGUGUCUGUUAGUGAGUGUGUGGGUAUGUUAGUGUGUGUGUGUCUGUUAGUGUGUGUGUGUGCGUCUCAUAGUGAGUGUGUGUUAGUGAGUGUGUGUCUGUUAGUGAGUGUGAGUGUGUCUGUUAGUGUGUGUCUGUUAGUGUGUGUGUCUGUUAGCGAGUGUGUGUGUGUAUGUUAGUGUGUGUGUCUUAGUGUGUGUGUGUGUGUGUUAGUGAGUGUGUGUCUGUUAGUGAGUGUGGGGGUGACUGAGUUUUGUCCUGCCUAGGGCAGCAUCAAAACCAGGAUACACCACUGGCCAGCACACAAACUCACAAACACACACACUCUACAGCUGCAGUAACUCAGCCUUUCAUCCAUCUGAGGUUAAUUUAGAUGUGUAAAAACAAUAACAUUGUGACCCUCGGAUUAGUUAUUUCUCACACACACGGAUUAUAUACCGCCAGCACACACACACAUUAAAUACAACCAACAUACACACACACAUUACAUACAGCCAGCACACACACACACACAUUACAUAUAACCAACAUACACACACACAUUACAUACAGCCAGCACACACACACAUUACAUACAGCCAGCACACACACACAUUAAAUACAACCAACAUACACACACAUUACAUACAGCCAGCACACACACACACACACACAUUACAUACAACCAACAUACACACACACAUUACAUACAGCCAGCACACACACACACACAUUACAUACAGCCAGCACACACACACACACAGUACAGCUGCAGUAACUCAGCCUUUCCUCCGCCUGAGGUUAAUUUAGUUGGGUAAAAACAAUAACAUUGAGACUCUCGGAUUAGUUAUUUCUAUAUGGAAAUUCUUAUUAUAUUUUUUGUACAUCUUGCCUUGAGAAAGAGCUUAUUGCGGAAGUGUUAAAUGCUUAAUUUUAUCACUAUGUUGAAUCAGCGUGGUUAUCAGAUCAUGACCCACCUGAGGCUAGUUGGCCAAUAUGUCAGUGAUAUAAUAAAGCAAAACACACUUCACAAUAGUUCAGGGACACUCACCUUGCCUAGGUAACAAUUUAGAAGCAAAUCUUAGUGGGGUUUAGGUCUGCAACUGGGGCUGACAGGUCAUUAGACGGGGACAUACUGUGGUAGAGAGUUCUUGAAUAAUACUCCUCAUGUUUAGUUUUCUUCAUUGCGAUGUGUUUUUCAUUGUUAUGCAACUGACAUACGUCAUUUGAUGUAAAAUACUAAAUUAUCUCAUCCCUUCUAGAUAAAUGACAUUAUAACUAAUCUACCUGUGAUGUUACUUGAUGGGAAGAUCUCCAUUAGCAUAAGUGGCCUUAAUGCUGUAGUGAGUACGGACUUCAGUCUGCAAGUCUCGUAUGAAUAUGAUGGACGUGUUGUGGUCACACUGCCCAGCAGCUAUUAUGGGGCCACUGGUGGACUGUGUGGUAAUUUUAAUCAGAAUAGCGGAGAUGAGCUUAUUGGCAUUGAUAACAUACCAGUCACUUCAAUCAUAGACUGGGCCAAGAGCUGGAAAGUCAAUGACAGGGAUCCAUUCUGCUUGGAUGUCUGCCCUGGAAACUGCUCAACUUGCAAUGAGAGCGAAAAGAACCUGUAUGAAAGCAACCAGUUCUGUGGUCUCAUCAGUGGGACUGAAGAUGGCCCCUUUAGGGAAUGUCAUGCUAAAGUUAAUCCAGAUGAAUUCUUCAACAACUGUAUCCAUGAUGUCUGUACUCAUGGUGGUGCAAAACAAUUUCUGUGCCAGGCUCUUAGUGCUUAUACUGAUGUCUGCCAGAGACAGGGUGCUAAAAUCUACGACUGGAGGACACCUUCUGAAUGUUGUAAGUCAUGAGGCAAGAAGAGAUUUCUCAUACAGUAGACUCUUCAAUGUUCAACCAAACGUAGUUUGUAAAAUUAGAGGUUAUAUUUUAUAUAUUACAUUACAAUACAGUCAUAAUAAAUAGAAUGUCCAUAUCUUGCCCUCAUCCAUAAAAAUCUGAAAAAUAUUACUCAUGACAUGUAUGAAGAACAUAUUUAUGUGAUAGUACCAUGUAAUGUAUAUAAAUAUAGAUUUACCCUUUAUUUCAGCUCUGAGUUGCCCUCUUAACAGCCACUAUGAAUUGUGUGGCAAUGCCUGCCCAGCCAGCUGCUUUUAUCAAACUGCCCCAGCUCGAUGCACCAAUUAUUGUGUGGAGACUUGCCAAUGUGAUGAUGGCUUUGUCCUCAGUGCCGAUAAGUGUGUUCCGGUUGGAAAAUGUGGUUGCAGCUACAAUGGAGCCUAUUACAGGUCUAGCCAGCAAUUCUGGUCUGAUCAGAAAUGUUCUAUGCUUUGCAAAUGUGACCCAAAUGUUGGUUUUGUGAUUUGUGCAAGAAGUCGCUGUAAAGCAGAUGAGGAGUGUAAGGUGCUACAUGGAAUCCGCAAAUGUCAGCCCAACAGCUUUUCAACCUGUUCCAGUACCGGUGAUCGUCAUUACACAACAUUUGAUAGCAUGAGAUUUGACUUCAUGGGCACCUGCAUGUACCAGCUAGUAGGCGUCACCUCCAGCGAUUCAUCUCUUAUUCCUUUUGUUGUCAUUGAAAGGAAGAAGAGUCGUGGAAACAGGGUUAUAUCAUACACCAAGGUCAUCACUCUACAUGUCUAUGGUGUGAUUAUAACCCUUAGUAUGGAUUUCCCCUAUCAUAUUCUGGUAUGUAUAACUUUUAGGGCAACUGUAGAAGUUUGGGUCAAGAAUAGACCAUAGUGUCUGUAUUAUAUGGUAUUAAAUCAAUGCAGCAUUCUGAUAAUACCUAACAAGGCUCCUGGCAUUUGGUGGCCUCUGUUUUUAUCAAGUACUAGGAAAUUAAAUAGAUCAAUGUAUUCUUUCCCACCAUUGGUGUACUACUGAAGGCUGGUGUCCUGCAAGCCAGAGAAGAUUAUUGUGAUUAAGGAUGACAAUAGUUCUUCCUACCCAGGAACAGUCUUUAUGAUUACUUCCUGGCAGCCCAUGCAGUGCACCAGUGCCCAACAGUAUUGACAAGCAAAACGUUUCUAGAUAGUUCAAAUAAACGUCUCUUAUUUUGAGGGAAUUUGAGAAUGAGCACUUCUCUGUCCUAUUAUUAUCUGAUCUAUCCCACUCUAUAUGAACCCUGUAUGCUGGAAUACAUGAUGACAUGGUCCUGCUGUCAUGGGGGUCCUUUACAAAGUGCAUGGACAGAGAGAACCAAUGAUGAAAGUAUUCAGAACUCUGACUCCCUCUACUAUAAGCCCAUUACCACAGAUGGUGAACAAGAAAGAUGUGCCUUGCUUUGUGUGUGUCUCUGUAAGAGUCAUUCUGUGUCUGUUAAAGUGAUUAUUUGUCUGUAAGAGUAAUUCUGUGUCUGUAAGAGUGAUUAUGUGUCUGUAAGAGUCAUUCUGUGUCAGUAAGAGUGAUUCUGUGUCCGUAAGAGUGAUACUGUGUAUGUAAGAGUAUCAAUGUGUGAGUUUCUGAGUGUAUCUACGAUUGUUUGUGAAAGUGUCUGUGUCUUUUCUCCUAUGUUCUGGCUUUUUGUACAUUAUUUGCUGCAUAUUGACUCUAUUGGUUUGGUAGUUUGAAACUAGCGAACACCGACCACCCUCCUGGCUCAUUAACUUCCAAAGAUCCGUCUAUUAAGCGCUCUCUCUGGGCGGCCGCUGUUCGUAUAGCUGAAUGCCACGUGGAACAGAAAACGGCUGCCAUCUUGUUCGCACGAAAGGAGGCAGUGGGACUUGGUCGUCGAGUGUCUGGAACUAAAAUCGGACACUUGACCCCAUGAACCACCGCUGAAACUACCAAACGCCUGCUUCCUUUAGUUGCCGAACUGCCAGGAGAGCGCCAUUUGGUAGUUUUGUGCAAACGGACAAGGGGAGUAAUCGCUCCUAUGAGCCAGGAGGAUCCAUUCGGUACUUUCUUCGGUUUUGACCUUUUUCUGAAUUGACCGACCGCACACGCUGAAUUCGUGGAACUAUUUUGGGCAGGAGCCUCGUGUGUGGUCGGUAAAAUAUGACUUCCACACUUUUUAAGAACCCCUGAACCGAUCUGGGUGAAAUUUGGAUAUGUUGGUCUCCCAGAUCGGGGCUAUCAGGGGAUAAUUUGCGGGGAUACCUUGUGGGGAAAGGGGAGUUCUAUGUUUUGGGGAAAUCGUGUGCUCUCUGCCUGGAGAUAAUUGGUUUAUUCCUUAACUUAUCUCAAUAUCUCCCAGGCAGAGAUAGGGCAGGAAUUACUGUAAAUCUGUAGGUUGAUUGGUUGUUGUCUUUGUUUGCUGUGGGAGGUCCUCUUGCAGGAGGAUUUCUUAUAAAAGCCAGUGUGUUCUCAAUAAAGAUCAGUUCUGUUACACCCUUUAUGAAGUCUAGGCUCAUGUUUGGGGAAUAUUUCAUCUGCUGAGGAGAAUCAUCUUGGAAGCUGCAUUCAUCUUCACUAUUCCUCUAAUUCUUUCCUUAUGCUCAGCCCUAAGGAAAGGAAUAGAAGACUGCAGUACCAUAACCACUGCAGAUCUUAACAAUGUCUAAGAAUACAUGAGUUAGUAUGAAUGAUUAAUGAAGCAUGUUGGGGAGUGUGGCAAACCUAGCCACUUCAGACUAUUCUUUUAUAUCUCUAGUGGUUGUCGUGAAAAGGCUGUUUAACCUAGGUUGUUUUGUGUGUUCGCUUGUAGAGGUGAUAGAGGACAUUCGUAUGCUAGUGGCGUGAAAGCCACUAGCAUUCAUAUGGUAGUUUCACGAACAGUGACUUUCAACACUGUUCGUGAAACGAACAAAGUACCGAAUGGGAGACCACACACAGGAGGUCGUGUGGCUCCCAUUAACAGAUUGCAACAUUGUAGCAUUCCCCAGUUAAUAGAUUUGUGGGGUGGCCGCCGUUCAGAUACCGACCACGCGGUGGCUGCCAUCUUGGAAUCACUUUUACCCCAGCGGUGUUUGGUUGUCGAGUGUCUGGAACUAAAAUUGGUUACUCAAUGGCACGUACACCGCUGAACUUCCAGACUGCUCGGGAACACCGGUCUUUCGGUACUUUUGCUCAAACUAUGUAUUUGUGUCUUUUAUUGAGAAUUCAUAUUAAAAUGUAUUUUGUGUGGCGUUCUGCUAAUUGUGCUGGGAUCUGAGUGGCAAUCUACCGAAAUAUGCGCUCAGAUCCCAGCUAUCUACCCAUAUGUCAUUCGUUCCAAUAGCACGAAUAAUGUGCCAGUUACAUAUUUUUGAGUGAAAAGCCGGUUCUGCUGUACGGAGGGAUAGUCUACGUAACAGGAUAUUCUGUGGGAGCAUCCCUCUCGUACAGCAGUGCAUGGUGGGAGAAAUGUCCUGCAUGUUCAGUUCCCCAUGUAGUCCCCUACUGUAUAGCCCUGCAAAGUGACUAAGGAAAACCCUUGCAUGGGGAAUCACAUAAAUAUUGGAGCUUGUGAAUAAAAUUCAGCUGACUCCCAGAACUGUGUUUCGUCCGGUUACUGGGGGAUUUGGGAUAUUGCCUUCAUUUUCAGCGCUUUACUUGGAUUACUUUCUUUUACCAGUGGAGAUAUUGGGAUUUAAUAUUGCAGCUCCGCUACUGGGAGUACUAAGCGUUACGGAAUAUGUUGCUGUUUUUGAAAAAUGUUAUUAUAAUUAUUAUUAUUAUUUUUAUGAAUUGGUGAGCGAACUCAAAAUAUUUUGUUGCCCUUUAUAACUCUUUCUAUACACAUGAAUAAUUGGUUGAAGUCCUAAUUCAACACCCUUGGAGGUUUAGCAAGCAUAACAUUGUAGGAUAUUAAGUGUGUCUGUAAAGUACAUAAUGCUUAGUAUGCUUUGUUUUUUAUUUUUUUUGGUUUUUAAAUAUCCUUUUUUUUUUUUGCAAACUAAAACUUUGUAUGGAAUUUCAGAUAUUUUAUAGAGAAUUUCCCACCCCUUUACAAGCACAAAAUCCCGAAAAAUACAAUGUAGGCGGAUUAUCCUGAUGUCAGCACUUUCCAGAAUUAUCUUCUAGAAAUCUAAAACGUGCAUAAAAUGAGCUCAGUGCAACUGAUAAUACUGGGUGAUUGUCUGCCUAUUGUAAACCCAGCUGUUUGUGUUUCUUAUCUAGAUUGAUGGGGUGCUCACUGCAAUCCCCUUCUACUAUCAAACCAACAAAGUGGCUGCAUAUAUGAGUGGGAGCCAAUGUGUCAUAAAAACAGAUUUUGAUGUCACUGUAACCUAUGAUUGGAAUAGCUAUGUGUCAGUCACUGUACCAAGCUCUUACUCCAAUGCUGCCGUGGGUUUGUGUGGUAAUUUUAACCAGAAUCCCAGUGAUGAUUUCACCAUGAAAAAUGGGACUGUUACAACCAAUGUGGUGGAGUUAAGUAAUAGCUGGAAGGUAGGUCGUGUCAGUGGGUGCACCUCAGAAUGUACUCAAAACUGCCCACAGUGUUCAGAGUCUCAGAAAGAAAAUUACAGGACUGAAAAAUACUGUGGAAUUAUUACCAAUACCAUGGGGCCGCUAAGUGACUGUUUUUCUGUCAUUGACCCAAAACCUUAUUUUGAUGACUGUGUGUUUGAUACAUGCAUAUACAUGGGUCACCCAUCCUCAUACUGUGCUGCCAUCACCCUCUAUGUGUCUUUCUGUCAGGCUGCUGGGGGCAAAGUCCAAGAAUGGAGAUCAUCUACUUUCUGUCGUGAGUUCCUUUGAGAUUCUUUCCUUCUUUUUUUUUUAUAAUAUUAGUGAUAGAACAUAGCACUGUGCCCUUCUAAUGCAUGUAUCUCAUCAGCACAGGUAUUCUGACUAUUCUGAGGGUCUUGUUGCUUGUAGCAGGAAUGGGACAUAAUUCAAAAUUCCAGUGAUCAGAAUCAAGUUAUUAUAGUUGACAGUAAAAUGAUGAUCAUUAUUAUUAUUUUGUCUCCACUUAUCAGCCUCUCUGUCUCUCUUAUCUUGAUAGCUCCAUCGUGCCCUAGGAACAGCCACUAUGAAUUAUGUGGAAAUGGCUGCCCUGCUACAUGUUAUGCCCUAUCAGCCCCUGUUAGUUGUACAUUUCAAUGUAAAGAAGGCUGUUACUGCAACAAUGGCUUCAUCCUGAGUGGCCAGACGUGUGUUUCCAUUGUCGAGUGUGGCUGCAUCUACCAGGAAAAAUAUUACCAGCAGAAUAAAGUUUUCUACCCAGACGACAAAUGCAAUAGAAUAUGCACAUGUAGAAAGAAUGGGAUUGUGAAAUGUGAGGAAGUACAAUGCAAAGAUAACACAGAAUGCAGUGUGGUCAAAGGAGUCCGUGGCUGUUAUGGAGUGGGACGUGGCACAUGUGUGACUUAUGGAAGUUCUCACUAUGUUUCCUUUGAUGGCCUUGCCUUUGAUUUUCAAGGCACGUGUGCAUACACUCUUUUAAAGACAAUGCUCUCUGCCUUCCCAAUGCCAGUGUUUUCUGUUACGGUGGAGAAUGAACGUUCUGAACAAGUGACAGUGACAAGAAUGUUGGUAAUCUCUGUGUACGGAUAUUCUGUGACUAUAGAUAGAGAAAUAACAUGGAAAGUGAAGGUAAGUUAGUUGCUGAAAAUAUGCACUGUGAGAACAAAUACUCGUUUAAAGUGAUCUGGAGAUCCACAUACAAAUGUAAAGCUAUACUUAGCGGUAGCUUGCUUAUACUAUGAUACAAUGGCUAUUAAUGUAAGGGAUGCGAGGUUGUGGUAUGUCACAUGAGGCCAGGAUCGGUGCAGCCACCUGUGGAAACCAUACUGUAAAGGGAAAAAAAGAAUAACAAAAAACAAUGAAAAAAAUAAUAAAAAAAACAAAACUAGGAGCAUUUCCAUUCCUUCCUUAAAUGAGUUCACUCGUUCACCAUAGAAACCUUUUAGAUUUGAUUUUAGAAUGGUCAUUCCAUUAAAAACAAAUCUAAUGAGUUUUUAUGGCAGACAAAUCGAUUUAUUUAAGAAUGAGUGCAACAAUGCACAUUUCUAACUUAUUUGAAAUAUGUGAUACCUAGCUAGCUUAUAAAUAUAUAAUACAACCUCAAUUUGUGUCUACAGUGCUAAGCUGACAAACUUGUACAUUAACACAAUUUUUAUUUUUCACUUAUUCGUUUAGCCUUUAUAAAAAUAUUUGGGAAAUUAAAAGCUUUACACAUAAUUCACUGUCAUUUAUCUUCAGUGGCGUAUACACCAUCCACGGGGCCUGGUGCGAAACUGAUCCAUUUUCCCCCUCUGACUCCCUGUCCUUCCUCCCGCGCGGGCUCUGUCUGAUUGCUGGGAGGAGUGACCGGGGCAGUAACUUCCUCCCAGCUCUGUCUGAUGUCAUCACAGGGAACCCUUGCUGCGCGGGCUGGAGCCGCAAAAAUGGCGGCUGGUAGAGGGCCGCAGCCAGGGCAACCAGGCCCCCUGGAGUGACGGGCCUGAUCGUAGCUGCGACCCCUGCGACCCCUAUAUGUACGCCAGUGUUUAUUUUGCAACACAGUGUUUGAAAUGUUAGUAUGAAACCAGAAAUACAUUUUUUUCUCACCUGCAGUAGGUGAUAGAUAAUCAAAAUGGUCAAAUACCUUGCUUAUUGCAAAGACCCAAAUAUAUAACUAGCUGUAUACCUUAUUGACAAUGGUAACAGAAUGUAAAAAUAAUGUAAGGAAACCAAGUGCAUUUAAACCUUAAUCGGUAGUUUCCUCCCGAACCGCCAGAGCCCAGUGAAUAUAGCCCUCCGUCCGGUAGUUAUGGUAGACGAAUUCCCAAUUGUAAAUCCAAUAGUGUCCCUGGAUAAUUCCCACAGUAAAACACACAAACUCCCAAACAGCAUACGUAGUCAGAAUAAGGGUACAAAGAUGAACUGAAGGUGUAAUGACAGGCAUGCUCUUUUUAUGGAAUUCUGCCCAUGCAAGGGAGCCUCCCAUAUAAUUAGCCAUACAUCCAAUCCUAACAAUAUACAUACUGUACAUCUCCUCCCCUCAGAUAACCAUUAAACACAAUUAAAACGUAACAGAAAUAAUUUUGUCCCCAGAUAGCUGUUCUCUGGGGGACCAACAUAUAAAAAACUCAGUUCAUGCGGUUCAGGCAUUCGGGAGAUAUGGGACUUAGAAGUUUUGACCGACUGCACGGGCAAAGUAGCCGAAAACAGUUCCAUGAAUUCUGGCCCUGCAGUCAGUCUUAGGUCGCAUUAAAAACCUCCCGAACGGUCGGCCAUCCAGCUACCAUCCUUGGUUCGCUUGAUUCCCCAUCCGUUAGUAAGUCUUUCUACCGAACGCCCGGACGUUCGGUAGUUUGGAAGGGGGUUUACCGAAAGUCUGGAGGCUUCAGCGGUGUUUGCCUGUUUGAGUGUCCGUUUUCAGUUCCAGACACUCAACGGCAAACACCACUGUUCAGGAGCUAAAAUGGCCACGAAGUUCCGAAAUGACGGCGAGACAUGCCGUUCGUGCAGAACUUCUGUCGAACGUAAUCCAGCCAGCAAGGGGGUACAGUCUGUAUAAUGGGCAACAGGGUGGUCUGCAUUCGGUAGUUUUACCUACCGAAUGCCAUAGGGAACAUUACUAUUAAACAAACGAAUACAAAGAGUCAAUUUACAGUAUAAGAGGGGCAUUUCUUCACAAAUAAUAUCUGCAUUUGUUUUUUUAUAAAACAAUUAAAAAAUGAUGUCUAAAAUAAAUAUAGUUAAAACAGCUAUUGCAAUCUUUAUCAAUCUCUGGAAUGCUAAUGCAAAGCUGGCAGUGGAAUGGUAGAGUCCAUUAAUUUCUUCGCCUCCAUGACUGUAGGUAUAAUAGGAUCCAUUGAAACCUAUUUUACUGUUUGGAAGCAGGAGAUGGGCUGCCAUUUUCAGAACAUGCAGAGGCUAAAAGUAAUGGUCCUUCUCAUAGAGAAUAACACAUUUUGAAUCAGAAUCACUCCCAGCUGAUUUAGUAGAAACUUGCACAAAACAAACAUACAAAGACACCCCCGCCCAUUAAUAACAGCCCUGUGCCUGAACAGGUCUAAUAAUAAUCAUGGAACUGCUUGUUGGCCUUGUGUGGCACAUUGUCAGCGUGCUGGGCUACCUUUAAAGGCAUUUUUCUGGUAAGUUGCUAAUGGGAGUAGUUUGCAUAGUUUGGUAGUUUGUAUCAGAAUGUCCUCUGAAAAUCCAUCAAAAUGUGUGAAUCUAUCUGCUCGAAAAAAUCAAUAAACCGAUUUAUAUUUUCAUUUAAGGAGAGGGGCUAAAUCUGAAUGGAAAGGAAGAAUGCUAACAUUAGAACCUAGUACUCCAACCGAGUACCUCUGCCAGGUCUGCUUCCUCGUAGCUAUCAGGGACCCUGGAGCACUUCAGACCCAGUCACCGAGGCUUGACUGGGAUCACUGAGGGUCCUUUUUCCUCUGGACCAGGCUACUGUGUCUAGAGCACCAGAGACACUAUCCAUCAAAAGAUUUCUCCAAACACCAGAUGACACUUGGUGAAGGUUAAAACAGCAACUAACUUUAAUAGACAUAGAACACAUUUAAACCCCCAACAGCCUCAUUUACAUACAAUAGUGCAUAGAGCACUAUAGUACAAGGAAAGGUGGGGUCAGACAAUAGCAAGGGCUGAUGGUAAACUGAGGAGGGACAGGGCAGAUAGUUUAAAUUGGUCUGGCAGUGUCCCUGGGAAAGCGCCCUGCUGGGGAAACAAUAGGACAGGAAAAAGGGGGAGGGGGAGAGGCACAGACAAGCAAUACAUUCAACAUAACCUGCACCAAUACUAGGCAAAGGGUGAUCAAAACACAAGAGGGAUUUGGGGACCCGCACAUAAUGUCUGUCUUCCAUCCUCAAUGAUGGUGACUACUGUCACACAUGGUUUGACUGAGAUUUGAACCUGAGUUUCCUAGUUUAAAGGCAGUGAAGUUACCACUGCUCUAACCAUCAAGUAAAGUAAAAUAUCAAAACUUUCACAAUGUAAAUAAUGCCUUACCUACAAGCACUAUUGAGCAAUGCAUCUAAACCAACUGGGAAUGCAAAAUAUUUUAUGGUGUUCAUGUAGACAAAAUUAAUGGUAAUUUGGUUAAUGUCACCUGCAGGUCGAUGGAGUUUUGCACAAUUUGCCAUUGACACUUUUAGAUGGCGGUAUCUCAGUUAACCAAGAGGGGAAGAAUGUCAUCCUGCAGACGGACUUUGGACUUCAGGUUCUGUAUGACACUGCCAGCUUUGUGUCCCUCAGUCUCCCUAGCUCAUACUUUGCCAAUCUAGAAGGUCUGUGCGGUAACUUUAAUGGACUCCAGCAAGAUGAUUUCAGGCUUCCUGAUAACACUGUUACAGAUAAUGUAGAUAUAUUUGGAGAGUCCUGGAAAGUAAACAUUUCAGAUGCAAACUGCUACAAUGGAUGUGGAUACCAAUGUCCGACAUGUCAAAAGAGCAAAAUGAAGCCUUACAUGGGCACAACCUCCUGCGGCAUUAUCACCAAUCUGGAUGGGCCAUUUAAAGCAUGCCACAACGUUAUUAAGCCAGAAAACUAUUUCUCAGCCUGCACUUCUGAUUUAUGUAUUUCUAAAGGAAAAACCAAUAUUCUCUGUACAAGCCUACAGGCUUAUACCGCUGCAUGUCAAGCUGCGGGCGCUGCUGUCUUGUCCUGGAGGAAGCCUACCUUCUGCAGUAAGUAUGCUGUUAUUUUAUGAAUCAUAUCACCGUGUGUCAAGGUUGCUGGGUAUAGCUCAGAUGCAGAGAUAAUAGCAGUGAUUCUUAUUAAAGAGAUAGGCUAAACAAAUCAGGGAAAGAAAUCCAGGCAAUAGUAAAUAGGGCAAAUACAACACAGACAUUGAUUCCAUUCUAGCAUUAAAAUCCAGCCAACAACUAUCAACUGGUUUCAGACAAUAUUUUUUUCAAAUUUUAACUGGAUUUAUUCAUAUUAUAAAAUAAUUCUAGCAGCAAAACGCACUAAAUAGGACAGCUGUUCGAGAAGUAUUGCCUGAUAGAUGUGCUACAGAAGGACAUUUAUUGUACUUUUUUAAUAGCAAUCGCUUUAGACAUUAAAAAAACAAAAUUAAGUUAAAGCCUAUGGGGGUCACCACGACCCCAUUAUUAAUAUAGAAGACGUUUUAAACCUCUCCCAUGCCCCCACUCACCAUGCCACAAAUGUAGACGUCCACUAAAUGUUAAAUAGUAUGCUGCUUGCUACAAUGAAAGACUAGUGACUGGGCAGCAAUAGCAUUGCUAAUAGUAGGGGCCCACGGCACAGGACCCCCUUCUAUGCCCCCAUGAGCAUCUGUUGGGGUCUCUAAAAUAAAAAAUAGUGGUUGGUCAGAUCACAGUAGGGCUCUAAUAAACAAAAUUACAUGGGUGGACAUAGUUUGGUUCCCUGUGCUCCCAAUAUGGGGAGUUAAAUAAAUAAAUAAUAAUGGGGUGGGCAUAGUGUCCUCCUGUAACCCCAUAAUGGGGCUUCAAAUAAAUGAUAAAGUGGGAGGACAGAGUGUUUCCCCAUGCCCAUACCCAAGUAUGGCGCUGAAUAAAUAUUGUUUGUGAAUAAUUUUUAAAAAGGAAGAAAAGAAGAAAUAUAUAUGUAUAUAUAAUUUCAUCUCCUUAAAUAUGAUCCUAUUUUUAAUAAUUGCAGUUAAUUAUUUAGAGACCUUUGUAGGAUGGAUUUUAUGUUAAUAUUAUGCUAUACGUCCAGCUCUUAGUUGCCCGACCAAUAGCCACUAUGAAAUUUGCUCCAUGAGCUGUGCGAAGACUUGCUUUGACAUCGCAGCACUAACCACUUGUACAGACCAAUGCUUCGAGGGAUGCGAGUGCAAUGAAGGCUUUCUGUUUGAUGGAGACCAAUGUGUACCUCUGGACAAAUGCGGCUGUGUCUUCGAAGGAAAGUAUUUAAUGGUAAGGAAAGGUUUAAGUGAAGAUUUUAUUUUAAUGAGUUGAUGUGAAUAAGAAACACAUCAUGUUAGUAAUACAUACUUUUUUAUGACAUUAAGGCUGCGUAAUAUCCAUUUAACAUUUUGCAGUAGACAUACCAUGAUCGCUGAUCCAUAACCCAGCCAUCCCAUUGCUCCAAAUAACACACAGAGACAUCAUUAUGUGGAUAAGGGCAAUGGCCUCACCUUUAAUAAACUUAGAAACAUGCCAGCAUUAACAUUCUGAACCACCUGCCAGCCGUUGGGAGGGGGGAGAGUUACCCAACAGGCUGCUCUUCCAUGCUGUUCCCUUGAGUCCAACACAGUCUGCAUACUGCCAUCAGCCCCUCCAAACUAUGACUCCUCAAGCUGACUCAGCACAUCAGGUCUAUUUCUACAGUGCUAACAAGGAAUACUGCCUGCUGUAACAAAACAUAAACAAAAAACACAGACAAUGCAUAAACAGUAUUGCAACUGGAACCUGGGUGGCUUGGAGGGAAACUACACCAGGCUUGCUCAACUCCUUCUUUGCUUGACUGGUAAGUCUCCACCAUUAUUCCCCGUUUAAGUGCUAUCCCCAAAUUUGCAACACUGUAACCCCCAAGUCCAUUUCCCAAACUAAUGGACAGCGGUCAUGUUCCCCCUUCCCCAGGUGUCACAGGGAAUUCUUUAUAGUACACAGAAUUGUAAUGCUUGUAAUAUCUUUAUUGAAUAACCUUGUAAGCUUUCAUUGAGAUCCUGGAUUAGCAGCACGCUGAUAAUAAAUAGUAAGAGGAGAUAUUUAAUGACAUGCUUCAUUAGACUCUCACCCAGUAUCAUCUCCUUCAAAAAAUCAUUGAAAACUCACUUCUUCAGGAAUAUGAAUUCAAUUGUUAAAAGCUUUCCCUCCCGACUCCUACCAUACUUCCUCUCCUGCAUCAUCAACACAUGUGUAAACUCCUCUAGCAACCUACUUUUUCCAUCUCACUUUACCCCUCUCUUCCUAUAGUUUAAGAUGGCCUGAGACUUGCUCAAACAAGCUUACAAUCUAUGGUAGGCAGAUAUAUACAUUGGAUGUCUUGCCCAAAGAGACUUGCUAACAUGGUUUGACCGAGAUUUAAACUUGACCUUUCCAGUUUAUAUAAUAUCAUUAUUCUAACCAUCAAGUGACAUGUGUACCCAAUGUAGAUCUUUCUCAGAACUUGCACAGUGUAAAUAACGCCAUACCUACAAGCACUACAGUCCAAAAGGUAAAUAUGGGGCUCGGCUUGGCCAAGUACAACAUAAGGAAACAUAGAAACAUAGAAUGUGACGGCAGAUAAGAACCAUUCGGCCCAUCUAGUCUGCCCAAUUUUCUAAAUACUUUCAUUAGUCCCUAGCCUUAUCUUAUUGUUAGGAUAGCCUUAUGCCUAUCCCACGCAUGCUUAAACUCCUUUACUGUGUUAACCUCUACCACUUCAGCUGGAAGGCUAUUCAUGCAUCCACUACCCUCUCAGUAAAGUAAUACUUCCUGAUAUUAUUUUUAAACCUUUGUCCCUCUAAUUUAAGACUAUGUCCUCUUGUUGUGGUAGUUUUUCUUCUUUUAAAUAUAGUCUCCUCCUUUACUGUGUUGAUUCCCUUUAUAUAUUUAAAUGUUUCUAUCAUAUCCCUCCUGUCUCGUCUUUCCUCCAAGCUAUACAUGUUAAGAUCCUUUAACCUUUCCUGGUAAGUUUUAUCCCGCAAUCCAUGAACCAGUUUAGUAGCCCUUCUCUGAACCCUCUCUAAGGUAUCAAUAUCCUUCUGAAGAUACGGUCUCCAGUACUGUGUACAAUACUCCAAGUGAGGUCUCACCAGUGUUCUGUACAAUGGCAUGAGCACUUCCCUCUUUCUACUGCUAAUACCUCUCCUAUACAACCAAGCAUUCUGCUAGUAUUUCCUGCUGCUCUAUUACAUUGUCUGCCUACCUUUAAGUCAUCAGAAAUAAUCACCCCUAAAUCCCUUUCCUCAUAUGUUGAGGUUAGGACUCUAUCAAAUAUUCUGUACUCUGCCCUUGGGUUUUUACGUCCAAGAUGCAUUAUCUUGCACUUAUCCACAUUAAAUGUCAGUUGCCACAAUUCUGACCAUUUUUCUAGUUUACCUAAAUCAUUUGUCAUUUGGCUUAUCCCUCCUGGAACAUCAACCCUGUUACAUAUCUUAGUAUCAUCAGCAAAAAGACAUACCUUACCAUCAAGACCUUCUGCACUAUCACUAAUAAAAAUAUUAAAGAGAAUGGGUCCAAGUACAGAUCCCUGAGGUACCCCACUGGUGACAAGUCCAAGCUUUGAAUAUAUUCCAUUAACUACAACCCUCUGUUGCCUGUCACUCAGCCACUGCCUUACCCAUUCAACAAUAUUGGAAUCCAAACUUAAAGAUUGCAGUUUAUUGAUAAGCCUUCUAUGUGCAACAGUGUCAAAAGCCUUACUGAAAUCUAGGUAAGCAAUGUCUACUGCACCACCCUGAUCUAUAAUUUUAGUUACCCAAUCAAAAAAAUCAAUAAGAUUAGUUUGGCAUGAUCUCCCUGAAGUAAACCCAUGUUGUCUCUGAUCUUGAAAUCCAUGUGUUUUAGAUGUUCAUCAAUCCUAUCCUUUAACAUGGUUUCCAUCACUUUCCCCACUACUGAAGUAAGGCUUACUGGCCUAUAGUUGCCUGACUCCUCCCUAUUACCUUUCUUGUAAAUGGGCACAACAUUCGCUAACUUCCAAUCUUCUGGGACUACUCCUGUUAACAAUGAUUGGUUAAAUAAAUCUGUUAAUGGUUUUGCUAGUACACCACUAAGCUCUUUUAAUAGCUUUGGGUGUAUUCCAUCAGGUCCCAUUGACUUAUUUGUCUUUACUUUUGACAGUUGAAAUAGAACCUCUUCCUCUGUAAACUCACGUGUAAUAAAUGACUCAUUUAUCCCUUUUCUCAACUGAGGUCCCUUUCCUUCAUUUUCUUCUGUAAAUACAGAACAAAAAUAUUCAUUGAGGCAGUCAGCCUGACCUUUAUCCUCUUCUACAUACCUUCCUUCUUUUGUUUUUAAUCUAACUAAUCCUUGUUUUACUUUUCUUUUCUCAUUUAUGUAUCUAAAAAAUGUUUUAUCCCCUUUUUUACUGACUGUGCUAUUUUCUCUUCUGUGUGUGAUUUGGAAGCUCUUAUAACUUGCUUAGCCUCUUUCUGCCUAAUCUUAUAGAUCAUUUUGUCUUCCUCACUCUGGGUUUUUUUAUAAUUCCUAAAUGCUAACUUUUUGUUUUUAACUAUUUUGGCCACAUCUGCGGAGUACCACAGUGGUUUCUUGAAUUUUUUUGCUUUUACUGACGAGCCUAAUGCAAUUUUCUGUUGCCUUCAAUAGUGCAACUUUUAAAUAAUCCCAUUUUUCUUGGACUCCAUUUAAAUUGCUCCAGUCUGAUAAUGACUCCUCUACCCAUAUUCUAAUUUUAGAAAAGUCUGUUUUUCUAAAGUCUAAAACUUUUGUUUUUGUGUGGUGUGACUCAGUCACUGUUCUUAUAUUAAACCACACUGACUGAUGAUCACUGGAUCCUAAACUUUCACCUACAGUAACAUCUGAUACCAAAUCUCCAUUUGUUAACACUAAAUCUAGUAUGGCCUCUUUACGAGUUGGCUCCUCAACAACUUGUUUUAGAGACAAUCCCAGUAGGGAGUUUAGAAUAUGUGUGCUCCUGGCACAAGUAGCUAAUUUUGUUUUCCAAUUUACAUCAGGAAGAUUAAAGUCACCCAUGAUGAUAACUUCCCCUUCAUUGUCAUUUUAGCUAUUUCCUCAACUAGUAGAUUAUCUAACUCUUCAAUUUGUCCUGGGGGCCUAUAAAUCACACCUACACGAGUUACUGUGUGAUUACCAAAUUCUAACGUAGCCCAAACGGACUCUAUGUUUGCCUCACUAACUUUUAUUAGGCUAGAUUUUAUGCUAUCCUUCACAUACAAGGCCACCCCUCCCCUUUCUUGCCUUCCCUAUCUUUCCUAUAUAAAGAGUACCCUGGUAUUGCUAUGUCCCAGUCAUUUUUCUCAUUGUACCAUGUCUCAGUAACAGCGACUAAAUCUACACUAUCAGUUGCCAUUAUUGCCACAAGUUCAUGGAUCUUAUUCCCUAAACUGCGUGCAUUUGUAGACAUGACUCUAAGCUAAGCAUUUUUUAACACACUUGCUACAGGCACCUUCUGUCCUGGUUUUGGGGGACAAUUGGAUUGAUGUUUAAUCACCCUUUUGCCCCCCCCCCUCCUAGUUUAAAUACAUCCUAGCAAAACCUCUGAACUGCUCACUGAGAACAUUUGUUCCCUUUUGAGAAAGAUGCAAACCAUCUUUUUUGUACAGCUUAUCUCUAUUCCAAACAGAGCUACCAUGAGAAAUAAAGCCAAAUCCUUGCUCCCGACACCAUUCACCAAGCCACAAAUUAAAGUCCCUAAUACACAUCCGCCUGUCAUUCUGAGUGUUAUGCACAGGCAGAACUUCAGAGAAUGACAGUGUGGAAGCAACCUGCCGUAUAUCAUUGGCAAAACACUAAAAACUUCCUUAACCUCUGAAACCUCAUUGCAAGCCAAGUCAUUUGUCCCUAGAUGGACAAGUACAUCCAAUUCCCCUUCCUGCUUUGCUUGCUUAACAAUAUUACAGAUACGUCUCAUGUCUCUGUGAGCAGUAGCUCCGGGAAGACACCUCACAAGACCACCAUUGUCCAUCUCCACACCUCUUAUAAUGGAAUCACCCAACAACAACUGCUUUCUAUUAGGCCUCACCAUAGUCUCCAAGCCGGUCUCCACAACACCACUAGGCUCAGUGCCUCUCUCCACAACACCACUAGCCUCAGCGCCUCUCUCCACAACACCACUAGCCUCAGCGCCUCUCUCCACAACACCACUAGCCUCAGCGCCUCUCUCCACAACACCACUAGCCUCAGUGCCUCUCUCCACAACACCACUAGCCUCAGUGCCUCUCUCCACAACACCACUAGCCUCAGUGCCUCUCUCUACAACACCACUAGCCUUAUUGCCUCUCUCCACAACACCACUAGCCUCAGUGCCUCUCUCCACAACACCACUAGCCUCAGUGCCUCUCUCCACAACACCAUUACACUCUGAAAGUGCAGAAAAUGAAUUAUGAAGAGCAACAGACUGUGCAAAAUGCCUUUUAUCCACAACUCUAAGUCUACCAGAUCCUACAGUAAUCCAUCUGCCUUUCCUAGCAUGUCUCUGCGGCAGUGGCUUUGCAGCAGUUCCAGUCUGAGUUUCUUCACCAGAUAAUUUACAAAUCUCAGACUUCAAAAAUACAAUCUCCUGCCGCAAGAUAGAGAACUGUCUACAGAUUAGACAACAACCAAACCUCCAAAAAGUGGAACGUGAAACAAAUGCAUAGCAAUUGUUACACUGAACUAAGCCUGCCAUUCCAAUUAUGAGAAUAAUUUAAAUCUAACAAAUCUUAACUUUUUUCUUUAUCCUCCUGAAUACCUCAGAUUACCUCCAGGUUACUACACACUUCUCUCCAGAAUAUCUCCAACUACACACUUAGAAACAGCACUCUCCAGAAUAUCUCCAACUACACACUUAGAAACAGCACUCUCCAGAAUAUCUCCAACUACACACUUAGAAACAGCACUCUCCAGAAUAUCUCCAACUAGACACUUAGAAACAGCACUCUCCAGAAUAUCUCCAACUAGACACUUAGAAACAGCACUUUGAAGUAGCACCAAGCUAUAUUAGACAAGCUAAUGCCACCAGGCCUUAUAUAACUCCUAAAAUCACCGCCCACUAGGAAUGUUUAACACCUGGGUAGGCCUUUGCUUAUUUGCAAAUAAUUAACCAGCAAUCAACAGCAAGUAACUAGCUUAAUCAAAUCAAAUGCCUUAUAAUUACCAACAGGAAUUCAAACCUUGUGCAAUCAGUAACCUUUUCCUACAGAUGAAUCUUACCUGUAACAGUAGAAAAGAAAGCUCUUAGCACAACUCUUAGACAGUUGAAGCUUCUGUAAAACUCUCCAGAAUAUCUCCAACUACACACUUAGAAACAACACUUUGAAGUAGCACCAAGCUACAAUCAUUGCAUAUAUUCCUGACUUGUAUGAAACUUUUAAAACAAACUAAGGUUUAGCUGAAUAUGGAGGCUUUACAAUGUAUCUAGUUUUGCCCCAUUUAACUAUUUUUGUAAUCAUUAUUUAACGUAUUUUUAGGAUGGUGAAUCAUCUGUUUCUGCUGACUGCAAGUUACAAUGUAAAUGUCAGGCCACGUUAGUGACCUGCUCAGAGUUGGCAUGUGGUAUCAAGGAGCGCUGUGAGAUCAGGAACGGAGUCAGAAAUUGUUACAGUAUUAAAAGCUAUUGCAGUGUGACCUUUAAGAAGUUUGUCACUUUCGAUGGGCUGUCAGGAAAAGCUCUUCCAAAUGGUUGUUACGAUCUGGUGUCUCGAUGUGACAAUGAUACAGAUGCCUGGUUCAGAGUUAUUGUACAUAUUGAAAGCUGUGAUACCAAAAUGUCAUCAGUGUCGAGGAUUCAUAUCUUCCUGCAUAGAGAUAUGGUGACUAUCACAAAGGACAUGGAGGUCUGGGUAAGUCAAUGGAAAAUUCAAGUGUCUCAUAACCUACCACAAUGUAAAUGCAGACAUUGUACAGUUUAUUAAUUUGUUAUAUUUGAACCAGUAUAACCAAAACGGUGUAGUAGAAACAUUGCAGUAUUACCGAGGCACAAAAACGAAAUCAUUAUUUUGGGGAACAUUUAUUCCUGUUCUCAAACUAACCUGUAACAAUUAAUUAUUAUCGUUUUUUACUUUACAAACAGAACAGAGCUCAUAAAAAUUGUCACCUUUAGAAUUUAAGGGGAUAGUUUGCUGUCCAUCUUUUAAAAUCACUGUUUAGUAGAUAUACAACCAAUGAAAACAUUUAAUUCUGCAUUUUCUCAUUGGGGACAUCUAAGAACACUUUUAAAAAGCUGCAGAUAUCUUCUCCUGCCCAGACUUUCUUUACUACUUCCUGGUUUGUUUAGCUCAGUGACGAUAAACCCAAGAGGCAGCAAUUGCCCAGAGCAUCUGCCUUGCAACAUAAUUGUUAUGCAGCCAGACACUAGGUUGGAACCUGGGCAUGUGAUAUCAUUUACUGAAGGCUCAAGUUGGAGUUUGUCUAUGGGCCAUCAUGGAUCUUAAAGGUUUUUAGAGCUUUAAUAAUAAAACAAAUCUAAUGAUAAUUAUAAUUUUUUUGUUUGUUUCAGGUGAACGGUCACUACCCCUUUUCCGCAGUUAAGGUGUCUGGGUUAUCAGUCAUCCUUGAAGGAGAUUAUAUUGCGGUGGAUAUAGGGGAAGACCUACAUAUGGAUUUUUCUGUAUCCGGAGAGAUCAGAGUGAAUGCGGACUCUGGACUGACAGGAGCAGUCUGUGGCAUCUGUGGCGAUAACAAUGGCGAAAGGGCAGACGAUCUUCUGGAUCCGCUGGGAGACAAAAAGUCCAGCAUCUUGCAGAUGAUUACGUCCUGGACAGCCCACGAUUUUUGCAACUGCUAA
Pelobates cultripes (western spadefoot toad) is the source of this 43627-nucleotide messenger RNA. The record is from the annotation of a GenBank genome assembly. Lineage: Eukaryota; Metazoa; Chordata; Amphibia; Anura; Pelobatidae.